CCAACAAUUUCCAACUAAUCUUUCCUACCAAAAAAUUCCUCUUUCUCCGUUUCAUUUCAAACAUUCUGUAAGCAACAGAAUCAGAGUCUCUCUCUCUUUUUGGCAACACCAUAACCUCUCAGACCCCCUGUGAUCCCACUCACCAUUCAUUUUCCAGUUCAUGGUUUUGGGUACUCUGUAUCUCUCUGUAUUAGCAUUUGCCUAUUUGGCAACAAAAGUAAGCCAAAAACUCUGAUCUAAUUGGACAAUGAAAUCUGCAAUUCCAAGUGUUUCGGAGUUCUCAAGGUUGCUCAUCGUUGUCUAGGCGGCUUAACAUCAAUAACAAAAAUGGCAAAGAGAAAGAGCAAAAAGAAACAGAGUUCGACUCAAGACCAAGCAGAGAAUUUACAAGAGCAGAUAAACGAAGGAACAAACGAAGAAAGCAACAAAAAGCAAAAUCCUUACGGAGUGAUUGUGUUGGGAGUCUAUAUGCAUUGCCAAGGAUGCGCAGAUACAAUUACGAAGUACCUCAGAGGCUCUGACGGUGUUGAGCAAAUCGAGAUUGACUUGAAGAAUCAUAAGGUAACCGUGAAGGGUAAAGAUGUUGAUCCGGAGAAUGUAGUGGAGAGGCUUCGAAAAAAAUCCAACAAGCACAUCAGUCUUAUCUCUCCCAUUUUGGAAGGGAGAAAAGAAGAGGGGAAGGAAGAGAAAAAAGAAGAGUCUAAUGUGGUAGAAGCAGUGCUCAAGAUUUACAUGCAUUGUGAAAGUUGUGCAGCCGAUAUCAAAUAUAGCAUUCACAAGAUGCAAGGGGUGCUCGCUGUGGAGACAGAUAUGAAAAACUCGCAAGUGAUUGUGAAGGGAGCGUUUGAUCCGAAAAAACUUGUGGAUUUCAUCAACAGAAGGGCGGGGAAGAAUGCAGUGGUUGUCAAGCAAACGCCGGAUAAGAAGGAAGACGUGAAGGGGAAGAAAGGAAAGAAAACCGAAGGCGAAGGGGAUCAGAUAUACCCACCAGGACUUGUUUAUGCCCCUCAGAUUUUCAGCGAAGAGAAUCCUAAUGCUUGCUCUGUGAUGUAGAAUCCAGAAUUGCCCAUGUAAAUAUCAGGUGCAAUUCGAGGUUUGAGAAAUUGGAUCCUUGGCAGGGAGCUCUGUCAAAACCUCCAGCAAAAUAGAGUCCACUAGACACCUUAAAAUAAAUUAUGGUCUACGUAAACUAGUCCGACAACCAAUUGUAAAAGCAAAAACCUUGAGAUAGCGGAAAUGUUUCUGAUCGAAAGGUUUCAUGUCGUUUCUUUUGGUUCAGCGAUUAGGAGUGUCCUGGUCAGCUUAUAUACAGCUAGACUGAUCCGUUGCCAUAUCCAAUCAAAAAUAGAUCAUCUACGUCGGAAGUGCUUUU
This is a messenger RNA of Rhododendron vialii, 1372 nucleotides long. RefSeq names its product heavy metal-associated isoprenylated plant protein 8-like. Gene Ontology annotation, molecular function: metal ion binding. NCBI's taxonomy places the organism in Eukaryota, Viridiplantae, Streptophyta, Magnoliopsida, Ericales, Ericaceae. Bases 328 to 1053 code for a protein of 241 amino acids. The transcript has 5 exons. The record is from RefSeq and is a predicted model, not a curated record.